GCCCCAACAGCUCCAAUCACCCCUCAGAACCUCAGCCUAAACUCGAUGUUGAUCACGGACCUCCAAGUUUGGCUGGACAGAAGCUUUCAGGACAUACUGCAGUGUCUCGGAGCCACCUUGCAAUGAGGGCCGCCUCGCUUCCUCAGGCCCCGUCAUACAGACCACCACCUACCGAUCCCGUCUUUCACCCACAGAGAGCCCUGUCUGUCGCUGGGACCGCCGACACUCAGCCGCAGGUGGUGGAGGAUUUCAGGGUGCACAUUAUCACGUGGAACGUGGGCUCAGCCAUGCCUCCUGACGACGUCACUUCAUUACUGGGGCUGAAUGUUGGUGAUGGGAACACAGACAUGUAUAUUAUAGGCUUACAGGAAGUGAACUCAAUGAUCAACAAACGACUGAAAGAUGUUCUUUUCACUGACCAGUGGAGCGAGGUCUGCAUGGACGCUCUCAGCCCCUUUGGAUAUGUACUGGUCACUUCUCAGAGGAUGCAGGGAAUGCUGCUGCUGGUCUUUGCCAAGUACUUUCACCUGCCAUUCCUGAGAGGCAUUCAAACACAGACCACGCGCACCGGCCUCGGCGGUAUCUGGGGGAAUAAAGGAGGUGUCAGCGCUCGCAUGAACAUGUUUGGUCAUUCGAUCUGUUUCUUGAACUGUCAUCUGCCUGCACACAUGGAGAACUCAGACCAGCGCAUGGAGGACUUUGAAAGCAUCCUGCAGCAGCAGCAGUUUGAAGGACAAGCAGCUACAGGCGUCAUGGAUCAUGAUGUGGUUUUCUGGUUUGGAGACCUGAAUUUUCGAAUCGAGGACCUGGAUAUGCAAGUUGUGAAAUCAGCCAUUGACAAUAACAAACUGUCCACAUUAUGGGAAAAAGACCAGCUGAACAUGGCUAAAGGCAGUGAGACUGUGCUUGAAGGCUUCCACGAGGGGCCUCUUAAAUUCCCUCCUACGUAUAAGUUUGAUGUGGGUACAGACACGUAUGAUACCAGUGGUAAAAAGCGUAAGCCAGCAUGGACUGAUCGUAUUCUUUGGAGGUCGAGGCCGAUGGCUCAGGUCAGCAACAGCAUGUCGAAGCGCAGCUCCUUGUCAGGUCUAACCAGCGGAACUUGUGUGUCUCAGCAUUUUUACCGCAGUCACAUGGAGUACACCAUCAGUGACCACAAGCCCGUCUCCUCUAUUUUCACUCUGCAGUUCCCAUAUAGGGUGGACAUGCCUUUAGUAACACUCUUUGUAGAGGAUGAAUGGACAGAGAUAUCCGAUGCAGUGGCCAAAUACAAGGCAGCACCCAACUUUCCUCGAAGCUCUUGGGACUGGAUUGGGCUUUACAAGGUUGGGUUUAAACAUCAUAAAGACUAUGUGGGUUAUGUUUGGGCCAAGCAGGAAGAGUCUGAUUUCUUGAGACAGGAGCACCAAGUGAUUUUUACUGAGGAAGAAUUGCCAAAGGAUUCUGGGGACUUCAUACUGGGUUAUUAUAGCAACAAUAUGAGCUCCAUUGUGGGCGUCACCGAGCCAUUCCAGAUUCAACUGCCAGCAUCCGCCGCAGCUGGUCUGAGUCCGUCUGACAGCUCUGACUUCACAUCUGAUGAUGAGGUGAAGAAGAGCGACUCCUGUGACUCCAGCCCUGAGACUGAAGAGAAGCAGAGCAGCAGCUGGAGCUCCAGACGAGCCAAAGGGAAGACGGCAAACCCCAAUGAACCGCACUCCAAAGACACCUCUGCACAUUCCAGCUCCAGCAGGCCGGCCGGUGGGACUGCCGGGUCCUUCGGUGACCCCGUCGCUACGGAUGACAGCUCUAACGCAGGAAAAGAUGCAACCAAGCCAGAGGAACCUUAGCUAAGCACAGCACCUUUUCUGGAGAAAGAUAUCAGCUCGAGGCUGGGAUCGCAGGUUUCAGCUGGGUCUGUGAUGUCGUUGUAGAUUUACUGUCCUGUGAUGUUGUUUAGAGAUGUUGUCUUAUAUGUUGCAGGGCAGAAGUAAGCGUUUAGUAUGUGGCUCCCUCCAGCAAACACAAGAGGGCAGACUAAAUUGUUUGUGCCUGUUCUGUGUAGUCAUUCUAUUUAUAUACUUCUUCUCCUAUUCCUUUAUAACUGCACAAGACUAAAUCUGAAACUCUCAGAAAUAAUCUUCGAUAUACAUGCACAAUAAUAUGUGAUUCAUGGAUUUGGUUUUCCAGGAUCAACCAGGGUUUAAUGCACAACAGAACACAAUUCUGGUUCUUAUUGGAUUUACUGGAGCAGAUCCUCUUAAGUUUUUCCAGUGCUCUGUUCCAAACUCUAGUUGAGCUGCCUAUCUAGGCAUCAUUAGCUAUGUUUCCACCCAAAGUUGUGAAUUUAAUUUAUGCACAAAAUUUAAAUAUUUUUUGAAAUAUUUUUCGCACAAACCUAAAUAAAGCACCGUUUUUAUCCAGCAAGACGAAGAGAACAAAAUCGUAACUUCCUGAAAACUGGUGCCACAUAUCUCUAAGAAAAGGUCAUUUGCUGCAGUAGGAGAAGCCACUGUGGGUCUUUUGCGUAAAAUAAAUUACGUAGACAAAUUGCAAUAAACACAGUCAUGUCAUCCUGCAUUCGGAGGCGGAUGCCUGCUGUUUGGAAAUGCAGACAGUUCUGUAAGAUUGUCAUACCGAACCACUUUGGCGACAGACUUUGGCUCAAGCUUUUAAGAAUGACUAAAACAACAUUUCAGAUGCUGUGCAACAAGAUCGGUCCACUGAUUAGUCUAGUUAUGCCGUCUCAUUGUGCAAAGUCACAUGACUUUUUAGAUGCACAUCAAGGAAUUUAUUCAUAGUUUAUGCGCAUGUUUUCUUAUCAGAUAAAAAAUGUAUCUGCCUCAAUUACAUUUUUAGAAUUUUGGUGCAUCUUGCCAUUUCCAUCAUGUGUUUUUUUAUGCAAUACCCCAAAAUGUGCAUACAAAUAGGUGGAUGGAAACAUAGCUACUGACACGCACCAGACUCCCAGAUUUGACAAAGCAUCUCACCUCUCAAGGAUUGGGCAAUCCCAGACUGCACUGUGAGAAAUAUUAAUCAAUUCUGAAAAGAUUGGAGUAAAACAGCUCUGUCUCAGUGACUAUUUCAGGCAAUAUUUAUGUGUGCUACGUAAUUUGCUACAUCAGAACAACCUCAGACUCUAUCUGAGGUAAUCAACUGUAAGCAUUAAGUCUGGUUUCUCAUGGGAAGUGGUACAUUGAAAGACUUACAUUUAAUUUAGGACACUGCCUUGUAAGGUAGCCGUCUAUGUAGAUAGCAGAGAGCGAGGCAGUUCCUUAGGAUUUGGAGCAGAGCUCGUGAUUUUGCAGUGUCCUGCCAUAGAGGAUGUCGAGAAUACCCUGCUGAAGGUGACAUGCUGUCAACAGCACCUUAUUAAGCCAGGGAAAGGUUUAUGAUAACAAUACACAUGCUCUGAAAAUGCAUAUUUACUCUCCUCAGGUUCUUGAAACGCAGACACACAUAAAGGGAUGACUCUUGGCUAACGCAGCACUCGGUAAAGUAAAGUACAGUUUGUAUAUUAUUCAUGUCCAUUGCCAUCUUAACCAACUGUUAGCAUUUUACGAUAUUAUAGGACAAUGAUGAAGUCUAUUGCUCUCAAAGUUGUGACUGCUGUGCCGUCCUGUGGUUAAUGUUCUCAAAAAUAAUUUCAAAGUAAUGUCAUGCUAGUUUAAAGUCAACAUGAAAUGCUGUUCACAAACCAAUUUUGCAUUGGAUAUUUUUGAAUGAAACAGGAUAGUCACUGAAAGAAAAUACAAGGCGGGCUUGAAUUGAGUGGAUUGUGAAAAGUGGGUGUUAUUGGCUGGUGCUUUGUGACAUCAUCUGAAAAAGAAAUGUAUAUCAGAGGUGGAGCAAAUGAUUACACUUUUAUGGAAGAAUAUGAAGACAGGCAUUUUUUUAAAUGUAACAUUCACCAGUGAAUGAACACAGAACACAUUUUUGUGUUUAAAAACACAAGACACAGAACAGUGGAAUGAAAAAAUGGUGCAGAGAUGCACAACACGGGUGCCCUGUUUUUAGAACUCUGUGUCAUGAUCGAGAUGCUGCAAAAGAUGCAAGUGCAAUAGUCAAAAAGGUCCGUUUUAGUAAAGUGGAAUGCAAAAAUGUGUUCUGUGAGUACAGUAGUCAGGGACAUCAUCUGGUGCAUCUUUAUGUAGAAAAACAAUGGAAAAGAAGUGCAGUGGAAUGCAAAAAUAUGUUUUGUGGGAACGGCACCUUAAGGUGCAUUCAUACUACAUCAACUUUUUAUUACACUUGAAUGGAAGAAUAUGAAGAAAAACA
Messenger RNA from Sinocyclocheilus grahami, 4257 nucleotides. RefSeq names its product inositol polyphosphate-5-phosphatase Jb (gene inpp5jb). Gene Ontology annotation, molecular function: phosphatidylinositol-3,4,5-trisphosphate 5-phosphatase activity; phosphatidylinositol-4,5-bisphosphate 5-phosphatase activity. The record is from RefSeq and is a predicted model, not a curated record. Gene Ontology annotation, biological process: phosphatidylinositol dephosphorylation; negative regulation of peptidyl-serine phosphorylation. Gene Ontology annotation, cellular component: ruffle; cytoplasm; plasma membrane. The transcript has 12 exons. The coding region runs from base 123 to 1829 and encodes 568 amino acids. NCBI's taxonomy places the organism in Eukaryota, Metazoa, Chordata, Actinopteri, Cypriniformes, Cyprinidae.